Pistacia vera is the source of this 851-nucleotide messenger RNA. RefSeq names its product 60S ribosomal protein L18-2. Gene Ontology annotation, biological process: translation. Gene Ontology annotation, cellular component: ribosome; cytosolic large ribosomal subunit. The transcript has 5 exons. Lineage: Eukaryota; Viridiplantae; Streptophyta; Magnoliopsida; Sapindales; Anacardiaceae. The coding region runs from base 147 to 710 and encodes 187 amino acids. Gene Ontology annotation, molecular function: RNA binding; structural constituent of ribosome. The record is from RefSeq and is a predicted model, not a curated record.
UUGAAAACUUUAAGGGUAGUACGUGACAUUCUCCCAAACUAUGGCUACAAAACAAGAUGUGACACUAAAACCCUAGCCUCCUUGGAAAAGCAUUGCUGGUAAACAGUUGAGGCGAUCAGCCGCAGCAGUAACAACAACAACCAGCAAUGGGCAUCGAUUUAGUUGCCGGUGGUAAGAGCAAGAAGUCCAAGAGAACGGCCCCUAAAUCUGACGAUGUAUACCUCAAGCUCCUCGUCAAGCUGUAUCGGUUUCUUGUGAGAAGGACUGAUAGCAAGUUCAAUGCGGUGAUACUGAAGAGGCUCUUCAUGAGCAAGGUCAACAAACCACCAUUGUCCCUCUCACGUUUGAUUCCAUUCAUGAGGGGAAAGGAGGAUAAGAUUGCAGUGGUUGUUGGGACAGUCACUGAUGAUAUUCGUGUGUAUGAAGUUCCUGCUCUAAAAGUUACUGCACUGAGGUUCACAGAGACAGCAAGGGCAAGGAUUGAGAAAGCGGGUGGAGAAUGCUUGACAUUUGACCAGCUGGCACUUCGAGCUCCCCUUGGGCAGAAUACAGUUCUCCUGAGAGGGCCAAAGAAUUCACGUGAGGCUGUGAAGCACUUCGGACCAGCUCCGGGUGUGCCACACAGCCACACAAAACCAUAUGUGCGAUCCAAGGGAAGGAAAUUUGAGAGAGCUAGAGGAAGGAGAAACAGCAGAGGCUUCAGGGUUUGAGUUGCACAACUCUUACAGAAAUGAUACAGACCAGCUUACCAAAUCAUGCAAAUCUUGUACUUUCUUUUUUGACCUUAUUUUUUUUUUUCACUUAUGAGGAACAAAAUAAUUAUCUUAUAUUAGCCUGUUUAAAUUUGAAUC